Molecule: messenger RNA, 906 nt
Organism: Hydatigera taeniaeformis
Lineage: Eukaryota; Metazoa; Platyhelminthes; Cestoda; Cyclophyllidea; Taeniidae
Source: the annotation of a GenBank genome assembly
AUGGGCCCAAAAAUGAAACGCGACUCUGAAGACCAUCCCGGCUCCAUGCCCCACCCAACUAUAUUCACUUCACCAAUCGCGACUGCCAUGGAACCUUGGAAGGGAAGCGCGUAUGUGCCUCCAACCACCGCCACGGCCUUUCACCGUAGCAAGCAAGGCACACGCACCAAUGACGAGGCCUUUCGGGUGGACAUAGAGGUCUUCAGCUACCGACCAAUGCGCACCAGCGUGCUAUCAACCCAUCGACCCGCAGACCAACCUACGCACUGUUACCGUGGCAACCCGGGUGGGGGGGGCUUGCGUGUGCGACGGUUGCGCCUGUCUGUCCACGCGCUCAGUCCCCUGCUUCGACGCCAACAUCGGCAUUGGAGGUACAGCGACACUACCGGCUGCAAUAGCAUCCGACACAUCUUACACGGACGCAAACUCUACCUCAACAGAGUGCUACUGAAAAUGGAGGGCUUCAAGAUCAGCGACGAUCAAGUUAGGGUUGCCACUGAGACCUUCAAGAAAUUUGACAAGCGUGGUCAGGACAAAAUCAGCACCAAUGACCUUGGUCCAGCUUUUAGCGCCCUCAAGGUGUCCAUCAAGCCCGAUCUCCUCAAAGAGUGGGCUGAUGAGGUGGAUGAUGACGCCACUGGUUUCAUCGAUCUGAGUGGAUUUCUCUUGGUGUACGGGAAAAUCCUCCAGAAUGAGCAGGACGAGGAAGACCUGAGGCAGGCGUUCCGUGUUCUAGACAAGAAUCGCAGAGGUGAAAUCGAUGUAGACGACCUACGAUGGAUCCUCAAAGAGCUGGGUGACGACUUGACCGAAGAAGAGAUCGACGAGAUGAUUCGCGACACAGACCGUGACGGUUCGGGCUUCGUAGACUUUGACGAGUUCAAGAAGCUGAUGACAUCAGAGUAG